AUGAGAAAAGACGCCACGAAUAGGAGCUACCUGGACAUCCUUCGGUUUUAUAGCAAAGAUGAGCAUCAGCAGGGGGUGCAUUUUGCGGGGGGGGUGGAAAGUCAAGGCGGAUUGCAAAGUGGCAGUUCCUUCAGUACAGUAAAGAAGAAACAACAUUUUUUCAACGUGCGCGACUGGGAUGGAGGUGACUGUGUCCAAAGGAAUGACGACCAACACUCGGGGAAAGAAAAAGCGAGUCUCAACACGGACUCGUUUUUCAAAACCCUCUUUUUGAGUCAGAAGAUGGGAAGCAACAACAGCCACCAUUAUAGCAAUAAUCACCAUUAUGGCAGUAGUCGCCAUCGCGACAACCCCUUCGAGGAAGAAGAAAAUAAUAAUACCCAGAAAGGGAACAUACAAAAAAUGGGAACUUAUGGUGGGGGACAUAACAGAGUCAAACCCAUACACGACCAAGACAAACUAAUUCAAGAUCUGAGAAGAGAGCAGAGGAUGAGAAUGCUUCAUCUGGAAAAGCAACAUGAGUGCAUUCGAACUCAUCAGAAAAGAAUUGCUAGCUGUUUUGUUACCUACAGGAAGAGGAGAACCUGCACCAUCUGCUUCCUUAGUAAUAAUUUAGAGCACAUGGAGAAGUGCAGAAACUGCUCCCUGUACUUUCACGUGUACUGCUACAAGAUGUUUCGAGACAACUUCAAUUUGAGCAAUUUUGUGUGCGACGUGUGUGUCGACUACGAGGGGGGGGCGGACUGGGCCGCGGUAGGAGAUGCGCCGGCCCCUACGAUCGUCGGUACCACUGGUGGUGUUGCCUCCAACAAGGCCGCUCAUUACGCCACCCACCGUGCCUGCCACUAUCCAUGCGAUCUCCAGCGUACGGGUCAGCAGUACAGGAAGUAUCACUUUGCGUACCAAAGGAGAGUUGGCGACGCGACCCAGGGACCCCUCGAUUGUGGCCCCCAAAUGGAGGAAGCAAAGGCUCCUCAAAGUGUUUCGUGGAGGAGAAGGCGAUUUUUUAAAUGCCUAAGUGAUCCCGAGUUUGGCAACAGUAAUGAUAUCAUCCUCUCUGGUAAGGGAAAUCAAAAAAGGAAUGGGGCAUCCAAAAGGAGAGGACAAGCUGUGAAGACACCCACUGAUGAUUGGUCCAAUAACAAUGCCAGUUACCACCGCGAUAUCGCAUAUCAGCGUGACGUCGUAUACCACCGCGACACCUCCUACCAGUCCGACACGAGAUGCAACCGAAAUGUAAGUCAUGACACAGGGCCCUAUAACAAGAAGGCAAAGAAGCAACUAAAGAGAAGGGCUGAUUUAGAAAUGAAUCCAGAGAAAGUUACUAAGAUGAGGGGCAAAUUGUUAAGACCUUUGGGGAGCUACAAAAAGGGCUCCCAUGGGGAGCUUUCCCAGGGGCGGUCCCCUCGCUCAAUGCUGUUUCCCCCGCAGCAAAGUCAGUUUAGUCAGCCCCCCCACGAUGGGAAAAAGAGUCAAUACAUAGCAGCCAUCUCGUACCUACACGCCAUUCAGUACAAGCUGCACCUGCUCGAACGAGACAAGCAGGAAAUAAAGUGCAGUAUCUGUAAUGGACUUCAAAGAAACGUCCUGAUGAUCAGGACGGGCCCAGACUUGUGGUUCCACCUCUGCUGUCUGUACUACAAUGACAUCUCAAAAUGUUGCUCCCUAAUGCAUGUCUACUUUGAAUGCUUUUUUCUCAAAUUCUAUAACGAAGAUUAUUUCAGUAAUAUGUAUGCCAAACUGAAAGCCAUGAAUGAAAUCAUCAUCCAGAAAAUCAAGCAAGAGCUCCUCAGCAACUACAACACUACCAUCCACAGUCACUCAUUUAACUUCCUUAUGAAUCCCUACUACUACAAUUUGACUCUCAAACAGAUUAAGCACUUCAUUUUUCAUAAUUUCAUUUUGCACACAAAUGUAUUGUAUGGAAGGUAUCCUACUGGAGGGGGUACUUCGAUUGCCCAUGUCUCAUCUGUGGGGAGAAAUGAAGCGGAGUGCACCGUUCAGGGAGUGUCCUAUGGCAAUGUGAAGUGCGGAAACUUGGAUGAAAUGAACUUUGGGAGGAGAGGCAGGUGUCGCGUGAGGGGAUCGUCCAGAUGCGCACACUCCAGCAGGAGGAGGGGACGUCAAAAGGGCAGUCAUUCCCGCGUUGGUGUGCAUGCCAGGGUAGUUAGCCACGGGGUGUCGCGACCCGAUGUGCAACUACCCCUCGCCCACCGCCUCGACGCGCACCACCCCUACCCCCGCUGCUCCAGUUUGAGUAGCGCCGCCAGUAGCUACGUCGCGACCAGUAGCACGCCCAGCUGUAGUGACUCCUCUGAUGGAGCAAACAGGAGAGACGACGCACAGGAUGUGGACGAAGGGGAAUGCGAUGCUGAAUAUGAAGGUGAAUGCGAAGGCGAAUACGAGGAUGACCCAUAUCUGAAUGGCUACGCAGACGACCUAACCAUGUACAGUCAAAAUGGACUAACCAAUGUAUACUGCAUCGAUACAAACAACUGCUCCGUCGUCACGGAGGAUAACUACUACAUUACGGACGUCGUUCACAUCGUCAGUAACCACACAAGGAACGAAAUCAACCUAAGUGCCAACAAGCUAAACGAAUUGAAUUUAUUCUUCAAAGAAAUUGAGCAGCUUAUUUAUAAGAGGGAUUUUAUUAACCUGGGCAUUCUGAAAGAGAUUAAAGAGAAGAUCCUGCAGUCCGUGGCGAAUAAUCAUUCCAAAAUCUGCAUUUUUUGUAAAAGGUCCACUGGCAUAAAGACCAAAUGUAUGUUUCCAUCUUGCUCUACUUAUUUCCACAUCACCUGUUACUAUGAGUUUUUUCUGCACAGUGCCUACGUGGAGUGUCAGUGGAGGCGGGGCAUCAAGAGGGACGACCGAAUCGUCCGGAGGCAGGCCCAGAGAUAUGCACCGCAGAGAUCUGCGGCCAAGAGACAUACGGCGCAGAGAUAUGCAGCGAAGAGACACGCAUCGCAGAGACAUGCAUCGCAGAGACAUGCAUCGAAGAGAAUGACACCCCAGAUAACAGCGCCAGAGGAUCUGCUAUUCAGAGCGAACAAACUGAGUAAGAGACGGGACCGAAGGAAGAGGCGCUUGCGCAACGGCAUGGGUAGCGACGAUGCCAGUUUGGGGGGAAGCGGCGGAAGAGGUGGGGGAGGCGAAACAAGCGAAAAAGGCGAAAUAGGCGAAAAAGGAGAAAUAGGCGGAAAUUGCCAAAACAACGUUGGCCGUGGCACCCAUUUUGACUUCUUCGCUCCAUCUGGGGGAAGGACGGCGCCCAAUGCAGCUGCUGAAGCGAAAACCCUCUCGAGACGGAACUCCCAGGAACAGCCCCCGAUCGAAGCACCGAGGAGGGUGGCCCCCCACGUCCGGAUCCAGUACUUUCGAAACAUUAAGAGGAAAUUAAUGGACAGCAGAGAACAGCAUAUUGGAGGGCGUAGCAGAGGUGCAGUGGUGGAGGGGGGCCCUCCAGGUGGGUCAUCAAAUGGGGUGCCAACUGAGCCCUCCAAGAUGAACCACCAGAGCAUUGAAACGAAGAUGACCCCGAUUAUAUCCCCUUCGACCGGUGACCACGCGGAGAAGACAAAUCCCUUUGCAAGGAAGGAAAUAAUCGACUCAUCCCCCGAACUGCUUCCCCCUUCCAGUGCCGUAAGAUUAGAGGACCCCCCUCAGAGGAGCAAACUCAUCAUGGAUGCGAGAGAAGCUGACAGCGGGGGGGGUUCACUUAGCAGUCAACACGUACCAUUCAUCCAAAGUGGUAACCCUGUUUCGUAUGACCAAUGCGAGCGGGUUGAAGAGAGAAGGAGCGGCUUCCCAGGUGGUGGAGGUUGCAGCCAAGGUUGUUUCUUAAACGCCCGAAGCAGAUGGUGGAAGAAACUAGUAGGUCCCCUGAGCGACUACACGAUGGCCUCAUUCGAGGAGGAGAAAGUGAACAGGACAGUUCAAUCAAGGAGCAGCCACCAUCCAGAUCAACAUGAGCAUCAGAAUGAACUUCUCCAUCAGUAUCCACAUCAGCAUAACCAGAUGAUGGUGUUGUCUCACCUGAAGCAGAAUGCAGUGGAGAGAGCGCCUAGCAGAAACACCGAAAUGGGAAAUCCUCACGGGAGGAGAUCUGUACAGAGUAGAAGUCUGUGUAGCGAUGUAAACAGGACAGGAAUGAACCGAUGCACUGAGCCUACGUUCAACCAUUGUGGGCAGUUUGCACCGAGGGAUUGUGUCACCAUAGGAGGUAUCCCUCGGCAGAGUGAGAAGAAGACCGACGUGAGAAUGAACAGACUGAUGCAGAGGAUGGUCCAGAAAACAGGUUCGAAAACGCCACCCAGGGUAGCGCCGAAGAUGACCCCCAAAAUGACGGCAAAAUCGCGGAAUCGACGGAAUCGACUGCAGGGGAGUGACGACUGCGGGAGCUUUUCCUCCCUAUCGUCUCUCCUCUGCUCGUCCAUACCAUCCGACUGCCAUGAAACCUCCUUCGGCUCCAUCAAAUCGUCCGAUCGCUCUCUGUCCCUCCACUCCAAGUCAAAUUCGAUGUCCCUACACUCAUUGACCAUCUCAUCGGCGUCAUCUUCAUCAUCCAGCACCUACGCGUCAUCCUCGGGUUACUCGCCCGACUAUCUAGCCCCUUCUUUCAGACAAGUAGCAUCGGCAAAAUGGGACAACUCUUCCUUUUCUUCUUCUUCUUCCUCCUCCUCCUCCUCCUCCGCCUUCUCCGUGAUGUCAAACUUUAACCGAAAGGCCAAGUCAAUAUCAACCUCCCCGUCUGCAGCAUCGAAUAGAUCCUUCCGAAAUAGCAACUCGAUAUGUAGCAGCAACUCGCAAGAAGCGUUAUCCUCCUCUGUGUCUAACAUCGGAAAUAGUUACCUGGAAAUGAAGAGCAUGAAGCUGGCUUUGUGCAACGCUCACAACAAUGAAAACGACAUCAAGACUGUAUUGAAUCUCAAGUUAAAUGCAGUUAAUAAUAAGAGGCACAACAAUCUCGAUGGUAUCUUCUACCAUUACUAUAAUUCGUUCCUCUCCUCUGUGUUCUUCUCAGAGAAGUUUGCCCAUCUGUCCGAGGGGGGAGAAACCACCAAACAGGGGGAAGCCCCCGAAGAAGGGGAGGGCACUAACGAAUGGGACAACAACCAAAUUGAGAGGAGGAGCGACCAAGUCAGCCACUGCGGAAACGAAAGUGAAAAUCUGCUCCAGGAGAAAAAAGAGAACCAAAUUAAGGAGCGAAGUAGCACCCAAUCAGAAAAACAGGACACUGGGGGAGAAGCAAUCAGCAUAGAUAAUGCUGUGGUCGAAGCGGCGGCGGGAGAGAAGUCCGACCUCGCUACCGCAGUAACGGCAGUGAACCCACCAAACGGAGAGAUGCACAAACCCAGUGGCCAUACCCAUAAGAGAAAAAUGGGAUGCCUUUCCUGGACGCCAAACUCUGAUGGGGAAAACGAACAGAAGGAGAUGGGUCAUUCGAAGCAGCAUGGCGAGGACAACAAAAAUGCAGCGCAUGUAUCACAUAGAAAUAAAAAAAAAAAGGUUAAACUAAACAUUGAGGAGGGCGCGGGAAAGCUGACCGCAGUGGAGCGUGACACGCACCACGUUAACAGUAAUGAUUGUGGUAGGUGGCGUGACGAGACUCACGCGGAAGGAGGAAGCUCAGACCAUCCCGAAGAUAAAAAGAAGGAAAAUCAACCAGCGCACCAGUUCGAAGUAACAACCGACUACGAGAAUUCCCCCGUUCAGGAGAAGGCCAACGAAUGUGACACGUUGAGAGAUGUACACGAGGGGAAGAGCAGCCAGGUGGACGUAGCCUCCGGGGAGGUGGAUAAACAACAGGAAAGAACAGCUGAGGUUAAGGACCUCCAAGAGGACGUAGAACAGCGUGAAGAGGAAGCGUCCCCCAAAGGAGACGCCACAUGUAAGGCGGCCCCCCGCCAAGCGAACGACCUCGUGCAUCUUCUCUUCUUAAACUACAUCAAUCGAGUGAUCGAUGACGUAGAAGCCAGUGUGAUCCUAAAGAACAACGUGUGCGAAGGAGUAUACUACCUGCGACAAGAAAACGGACUGAACAUAUGUCAGAAAUUGAGCGGGCGUUUCAAAAAAAAACAAAAGAUACAAAACAUGAAGAAGAAGAAGAAGAAGAAGAAAAAAAAAUUAAGUGACAUCACUAUUUUAAAAAGUACACAUGUAGACAUACAGAAGGCAAAUAAAAAGAACACUUCAAGCAGCAUGGAUUUGAAGAAAAAAGUAGACGUGAAUAAGUUCUCCUAUCUUUUUUAUCGACUCCCUGUCCUCCUCUACGGGACUAAGUUUGUAAGCGACGUGGAUAAUUUGAAGUACAUAGCUCAGAUAAAAGGUGUCUUCCAUCAUUACUUUGAUUUUUCUCAUUCUCGAAAUAUCGUUGGUCUCGUGGAGUUACUUAAAGGCUACGCCAGCCACUCCAUGUUUCACAAGACUGUGAGCACCUCGAGGAGGAGUGUCACUGAUAGGGAGGACAAGUGCGGAACUAGGAGGAGGGUUUCAGUGAGCGGCGCGGCGGAAGGGGCAUCAACAACAGCAUCAACAGAAGUGGCGUCAGCAGCUACGGCCGCGGAAGAAGUAUCAACGACAGCAUCGGGGGAGGCGGCAGAAGUGGCGGAAGCGACCUCCGUGACAACAGUAGAGGUAGCAUCCGUAGCAGCCGCGGCGACGGCGUUGCAUCAGGAGGGAGAGGAGCAUCCCUGCUUGGGCACUUCGUUCGACGCGAUGGCGGAGGUGGUUCCCACUGAACAAAUGGGAAAAAAUCAACUAAAGAAGAGCAAUCACCAAUUUUCGAAUGAAAAGGAAGACAUCAAAGAAAAUGAGGAUCCAGAUCUAGUCAAAGGAAGCACGUGUGCCAGCACCGUCAGUGUGUAUUGCUCAAGUCUCCUCGGAGACAACCACUGUGAUGUUCAGGAGAAGCAGAUGGAAGAUCCACAUGAAAAGGAAUCCAAAAGAAAGAGAAAAAGAAAAAAAAAGUCAACCGCAGAGGGAAGUAAUGGUAGGGUGAGUAUGCCAUAUCAAGUGUUAGGACAAGUGGACUCUUUCAACCAGGAGGAAGGGAAGAGAAAAGAAAACGUAGGUGAUAAAGGAGUGGGAGUAAUGAAGGGAGACGAGUCAUGGAAGGAGUCUCAAUCGUAUGUAAAUAAAAGCUUCAACUUAGUGUUUUGUCUUUUCGAUAACGGAAAUCAUAUUUACCUCCUAAUCUACGAGUCGGAUAGUGACAACAGGAAGAAGUAUGCAAAGAAUAAACUCCUUCGAAAAAAGAACGAGUGCAACAAUAUCGAUUAUUUUUUUAGGGAGCUAUACGAGAAGGUUCAUCAGAGUAGCUCGAAGGAUGAGGCCUUUUCAAUUUUGAAGGCUCUCUUUUGUAAUGGGGUGGGAUACUCCUCGGUGGGACACUCCUCAGUGGGUCUUUUCAACUGGGUACCCCCCCAGGGUGGAAUCAGCUGCAUCGGAUCGAGUGACUCGACUGUUUCGAUGGGGUCGACUGGAUUGACCAGUUCGAUGGCAUCGACGUGGUCCAUGGGGUCUAUGAGCGGAAGGAGUAACCGCAGCGGCAUUGGCAGAGGCAUUGGCAGCGUCAUUGCCAGCGGCACCACUCCCGACGAACAAAACUGCUUCAAGAUGAGUGAAAUGUUGCUGAACAAAAAUGUCUUAAAAAAUAUACUGCACAACUUUAGCGCAUUUAACAUCACCAAGAAUCUCAAUUUGAAACUGGCCAAUGUUAUCGAACUGACUUACUACGAUUACCUCUUUAUAAAGAGGCACAAGUUUUUUUACUCAAGAAGGGGAGUGAAGAUUUACGACGUCUGCAAUAAUUUGUACGCCGAGGGGCAACCUGCGGAAGGGGACCUGCGGGGCGGCAUCGUGGGAGCAAGCGUCAUUGGCGGUCGUGCCAACAGGAAUGGCCAUCACUUGGCGCACAAGCUAAAACAAGUCGUCGCUAAAUUGUACGCUGGGAAAGGCAGCAACGACACCUCGUUCAAUUUUAGGAGCAUGGUAGCUAGCCAGAGUGGCCUAUUUACGAGUGGGGACGUCAGUAGGGGUAGUCCAUACGUUAGGGACGAAAAGGUCAAGUUGGCAGGAGUGGUCACACCGAUGGGAAGUUUCGACGUCGCGUCUGCCUGCAGUGGAGGUGUUACCAAUUGGCACCAUGUAGGCCCCUUCCCAAGUAGCUUCCAAGGCAGCCUUUCAGGAGACCUCAGCCGAACGACCAAGAUGGCCUACGACUUCGCCAAGAGUGGAAGCCUGCUGAGCAAAGGGGUCAAGGAAAAAAUUUUGAAUAAACAGAUAACAAAGAGGAAAGACAGGAGAGACCAAAAAGAUGGCCACAGGAAUAGAAAUAAGAAGGAGAAGAAGAACUGUCUGGAUUAUUAUCCUAAGACCUGCUACACAGGUAGGGGAAAACUACCCUCAGGAAAAACAAUUACGAACUGUGAAUUUGGUGAAUAUAACCACUUCGAUUUGGUGGCAGAUCAGAGCAGAGACAACUCCAUAAACUGCAUCAUAAGCGAUUUCCUUCUCAACCGAUGCGAGGAUAACACCAUGGCCGAAGUGGUGAAGGAAAUAAUUAGAAGGUAUAACUCCUUUGGGGGGAACACGAGAAGCGGGUUCAGGGGGAAGUACCAUCCCGCAGAAGUGUUCUUACAUCCGACGAACAGCUUCAGCGCGUACGACGUGUAUAAGUUGUUUCUGCUGGGUAAUGACGCGAGGAGCGGCGGGGCGAGCAGCGUGGUAAGCAGCGUGGUAAGCAGCGGGACCAAUUCUUCGAUCGGCGGUUCUAUCCGCAGCUUGAUGAGUGGGGGAGGUGCCCUCACUGACGCAAUGAAUGAGUCACAGGUGGCACCCCUUUUCAAAAAUAAAGAAGAGAAAGAAAAGUACCUGAACAGCGUCCUCUUCGAUAAGGCUACCCUAACCAACUUUCGAAGCUUCGUUCUAAAAAAAAGGCAGAUGGAAUUUUUUUACAAAAACUGGAACGGGAUACCAAAUCGGAUAGAGAGGGAUAAUAACUUCGUGGACAUUGCAAACAUUUUGUCGUUCCAUCUGAACAGGAGUGACUUCGUCAGACAGGUGAAGUGGCGCAGCGUCCAGGCUGUCGAGACGAAGGUGAGCUUGAGAAGAAGCGGGGUCAGCCGGGUCAGCAGCGUUAGCGGGGUUAGCAGCGUCAGCCGGGUCAGAAGCGUUAAUCGAGUCAGCAGCGUUAGCCAGGUUAGCAGCGUUAGCCGGGUCAGAAGCGUCAGUCGAGUCAGCAGCGUUAGCCGGGUAAGAAAUGUUAGCCGGGUCAAAAUUAGGGCAGAAGACAAGGCAGGUUCCUUCGCUGCGUUGCCCAGAAACUGCACCAAAAAUGGUAACCACACGAAUGUGGGAGAUUCUAACCACAAUAUUGCCGACGGGGCAAAUUCAAGCAGGUGUAAGAGCGAGUCCGGAAGUGGGCCCUCAAUACUCGAAGAAGGUCAUUCACAAACACGUGAUGUAGAGAAAAAUAAAGAAAAGGACGAGAAGAACGCAAGUGACACUGUCGUCACGAUUGGUAAUGGCAAUUCCGACCUCAGCGGACAUGACAUCUUUCCCUCCGUUGUGAAGGAGCAAACAUGUGAAGAGGUCGCCAAAUGCGCGAAACUCUCAAGCAAUAGCAGAAGCUUAAGCUCGAAGAAGCAGAUAGUAAAGGAAGAAAGAAGAAUCCACCCCGAGCUGUCCAAUCAUGACAAGAACGAACAUAAAAGGGGAGGUCACAAGGAAGGUCCCAAGGAAGGUCAAAAGGAAGGUCACAAGGAAGGUCACAAGGAAGGUCAAAAGGAAGGUCACAAGGAAGGUCACAAGGAAGGUCAAAAGGAAGGCCCAAAAGAAGGCCCAAAAGAAGGCCAAAAAGGAGGCCAAAAAGGAAGCCAAAAAGGAAACCAAAAAGGAAGCCAAAAAGGAAGCCAAAACUAUCGUAAUCGCCAUCGUACUUGUGCUGUUACUCCCGAUCACGAUGGUGAAAGCUUUCACGAGCUAAUCAAUCACAACUAUGAUAAAAUGAAAGACCUCUAUAAUAAUCUAAAUGAAGAAAUAGUAAAAAACAAACUGCUACUGAUGAGCAAAAUUAUCGAUGAAAACCACUUUUACAACGUUGCUGAUAUGCCCCUGUAUGUAAAUCUGGUCUUCUACAAAUACAAUUGUGUUAACACGUGGAACAAUUUGGUUCAUAAUUUGAGGGAAAACUUCGUAAAGGAGGAGGCCGACUUUUUGAGUACAGACGGGGUAAUGAACAAGACAGUGGAUGCCGAAAAUGACAAGGGUGAGCCGUUUUUCCUGACGCCAACGGCGGCAGCGUUGCCGGAGGGACAGAACCGGUCGCAGGAUCGUUACGUGGGGGGGAGAGAGGAGCAUCAUGAGCAGCAGGAUCGUAUUGAUGAAAAAGGAAAAGCGGGCACCGUUGGGGAGACAGUGACAACCCAGUGGAGUAAUAACCCUAUGGGCAAGGAGAACCAUCCCGAGGAGGGCACCAAAAUGGGAAACCAGCGCAAUGAAGCAACUCCUCCCUUAGGCGUAGGUCUAUCCACAUCGGCUGCCCCACCUGCUGCCACAGACCCGAAGAGGAGCGCCCCCAGCUUCAAUCAAAGAAAAAAUGGAAGGAACGGAAAAAAUAGUAAAAAUGAAGAGAAGGAAAAGGCAAACAAUUUCACAUGUAGUGUAUGUUUCAGCAAACAAAUGAACAAUAUAAACACUUUGUACAAAUGUGUCGGAUGCUCUAUUUACAUCCACAAAUACUGCUAUGCAAUAUAUCAGAAAGGAAAGAGUGAUGAAUUUCUGUGCGAGAAGUGUACAAUUAGCAAGUACUUAAACAGAAGGCAAUAUGAGGGUGAAGAUUCCCGUAGAGGGAGUAGCCAUUCGAAAAAGAAAAGGGGAAGCAGCAGCGGUGGAGGAGGAGGAGAAGGGGGGGAGGCAUCGAGGGUCGCGGCUGGGUUGGCGGCUGGAAGUAGUGGGCACGCCCAUGACUCCAAUGCGAAUGACCCAUGUGAUAACCCAAGCAAGAGUUCCCUUGACACAUUUAAAGGAUUUGAAAGCUGCUGCUACAUUUGCAAGAAGGAUGGAGGCGCCUUGAAGAAAACCACGACAAACCAGUUUGUUCACAUUUUCUGUGUUUUAUUUUUUAUCUCGAAGGUAUUUUGUCUGAAUAUCUACAAUCUGAACCUGUGGGAUAUUACCAAUUUGAGAUCCUUGGAAAAUGUCUGUUGUAUUUGUAAUAAAAAUGGAGCUGUCAUAACUUGUGCCUACUGCGAAGAAGACGCGCAAGGGGAGCACACUGAGAGUAGUGCGAACUCGCACACAAACCAUUCGAAGGAGAAGAAGUGCAAUAAGUGGUUUCACCCCCUGUGCGCUUAUUUGGAGGGGUACCAUAUGAAUGUCGAAAUUUACGAAGAUCUGUUUGUAAUGACUUAUUUUUACGAUAACUGCUUCUCGUGUUUACACGUGAUCACACACUGCAAUGACCACGUCCCUCCGGGCAGCUACCAAAAUAGGGAAGCCGUUAAAUGGAGGAGGAGCAAGUCAUACCUGAGUAGCAGCGGCAGAAGUGGCUGUGGCAAUAACGACGGCGCCGCCCCCCCCAAGUCGAGCGACCAAGACGCAAAAAAUAAGGGAAAAAACAACUGCCAAAUUAGUAAGAUCGCGACGAGCGCCCCAUAUUCACACAACCAGAAGAACGGAAGUCUCUUCCCGCCACCUCUUCAGAACUGUGUGAACGCCAUUCAUGUAGAAGAGGAAGCCACCAAUAAAAUUUACUCGACUGAUGAGAUAGAACGAGCCUAUAUCUUAUAG
Messenger RNA from Plasmodium inui San Antonio 1, 11796 nucleotides. RefSeq lists its product as hypothetical. Bases 1 to 11796 code for a protein of 3931 amino acids. Gene Ontology annotation, biological process: regulation of transcription by RNA polymerase II. NCBI's taxonomy places the organism in Eukaryota, Apicomplexa, Aconoidasida, Haemosporida, Plasmodiidae. The transcript is spliced from 2 exons. The record is from RefSeq and is a predicted model, not a curated record.